Dichomitus squalens LYAD-421 SS1 is the source of this 1138-nucleotide messenger RNA. RefSeq names its product inosine guanosine and. The transcript has 6 exons. The record is from RefSeq and is a predicted model, not a curated record. Gene Ontology annotation, cellular component: cytoplasm. Gene Ontology annotation, biological process: nucleoside metabolic process. The coding region runs from base 67 to 1050 and encodes 327 amino acids. Lineage: Eukaryota; Fungi; Basidiomycota; Agaricomycetes; Polyporales; Polyporaceae. Gene Ontology annotation, molecular function: purine-nucleoside phosphorylase activity.
CCUUCGCAAGCACUGAGGCGUUCGGACCGAACGGGAGAAGGAACUACGCAUCAAGACACGAACACAAUGCCGCGACCCGACUCCGAGCAAUCCAGAUCAGAUGCGCUCCCGUUCGAGCAAACUAUGGCCACUCUGCACUCGUUGCUCCCCGAGAAGCUACGUCGGCCACAUGUUGGGAUCGUUUGCGGAUCUGGUCUGCAUACGCUUGCCGCCGCUAUUCGGGACGUCGUAGAGGUUCCGUACGCCACCCUCCCUGGUUUCGGCAAGAGUACAGUCCCCGGUCAUAAAAGUUCUCUUGCCUUUGGCCUGAUCGGCCCUGGAGAGGGCGUCCCUGUCGUGGCCAUGCUGGGACGGCUACAUCCCUAUGAAGGUCACAAGCUAUCAGCCGUCGUGUAUCCUAUCCGCGUCAUGGCACGCCUGGGCAUCCGAAACCUUAUUAUUACGAACGCUGCCGGGGCUCUCAACCCCGACAUCGACGUAGGCACCAUCGUGGUCAUUCAAGACCACCUCGCCUUCCCGAACCUGACGGGAAUGAAUCCCCUCCUCGGGCCCCAGCUGGACCCGAAGUAUCCGCGCUUCCUCGCCCUGUCCUCUGCGUACUCCGUCAGUCUUCGGAGAUACGCGUUCCUCGCGGCGCACAAGCUUCAGCUGGGCCUUGACGCGCUCGCGGAGGGCGUGUACGCGUGGGUGUCGGGCCCGACGUACGAAACCCCCGCAGAGGGCAGGAUGCUGAGGAACGCGGGCGCUGACGUCGUCGGAAUGAGCACCAUCCCCGAGGUUGUCGCCGGGAAGGAGGAGGGCCUGGAGGUCCUCGUGCUCAGCCUCGUCACGAACAAGGUGGUGAUUCCAACCAGGUACAGGAGCAUCAGAGAGGAAGUGGAGGCGGAGCUCGCGGGGAAGCCGGUGGUGAGACAGGACGAGCCGCAGGUGUCGCACGAGGAAGUGCUGCUGAUUGGCAAGCAGAAGGCGGAAGUGAUGAAGAGCCUGGUCGAGAAGAUUGUCGAGCUGAUCGCGUCCGAGCCGUCGAGCGCGUCCCCUGCGAGCGCCUAGAACGGCUGACCCGCCAUCUAUGACUUACCGUGUAUGGUGUCUUAUGUAAGCGAAUAUAUGGCGAACUCGGGUCGUCCGCCCGCGCUUG